This is a messenger RNA of Amphibalanus amphitrite, 1461 nucleotides long. RefSeq names its product neuropeptides capa receptor-like. NCBI's taxonomy places the organism in Eukaryota, Metazoa, Arthropoda, Thecostraca, Balanomorpha, Balanidae. The record is from RefSeq and is a predicted model, not a curated record. Gene Ontology annotation, biological process: neuropeptide signaling pathway. Gene Ontology annotation, molecular function: neuromedin U receptor activity. Gene Ontology annotation, cellular component: plasma membrane. The transcript has 8 exons. Bases 208 to 1461 code for a protein of 417 amino acids.
CGGCACGGUGCGAGCGGUUGGGUGUCGGCACCGACGCACCGUCGGGGCGGAAAUCGGAGCAUAGAGGACGACCGGUGAAAGAGGAGAGGAGCGGCGACAGCGCGCGGGUCCGAUUCAUCUCUCAGACAAAUCGGCACACAUCAGCGCCAGCUCCAGUCCACCGUUCUCUGACGUCUUGUCGUCAACGCACCGUUCCAUCACCCAGCCAUGGACGCGGCGUCUGCCAGCGAUUCCGGAGGCGGAGACGGGGGCGGCGGGGGCUGGAACGUCUCCACCUCACCCGCGACGGUCACCGAAGACGCAGCCAGCUUCCUUCGUCGCACCAUCGGACCUCAGGAGCUUCCACUAGACGUGGUGCUGCCCAUCACUGUUGUAUACGCCCUCAUCUUCGUCACAGGCGUGAUUGGUAAUGUGGCCGUGUGUCUGGUGAUUUUCCGUCACCCGGCAUUGCAGACAGCUACCAACUUCUACCUCUUUAGUCUGGCGGUGGCCGACCUCACUGUGCUCGUGCUAGGACUGCCCAACGACCUGAAGGUGUACUGGCGUCAGUACCCGUGGGCCCUGGGGCGACCGCUCUGCAAAAUACGCGCCCUCAUCUCCGAGAUGACAUCGUACGUGUCGGCACUGAUAAUAGUGGCGUUCAGUUUGGAGCGCUACCUCGCCAUCUGCCAUCCGCUGCUGUCGUACACGAUGGCCGGAAGACGGAGGGCCACGCGUAUCAUCGUGGGCGUAUGGGUGCUCUCCCUCCUCGCGGCGGCCCCCUUCGCCUUCUAUACGGACGUGCACUACAUCGAGUUCCCCAGCGGUUCUGGCAUAUUUCUGGAGACAAUCUGCUACAUGCCGAACGAAUGGCCUCUCAUCUUCAGUUCGUUCGUCUUCUUCAUCGUUCCUAUGUCGAUGCUCAUGUUCAUCUACAUCUGCAUAGGUAUAAAGAUUCAUCGUGUGGAAACGGUGGGCGGCAGCACACUUGGUCCCACCGGCUCCGGGGAGGCGCGCAGAAGGGGCAACCGGAGAGCCGUCCUCCGAAUGCUCGUUGCGGUUGUCAUUGGAUUCUUCCUCUGUUUUGCGCCCUAUCACGCCCAGAGGCUGCUGUACAUUUACGGGAAGCAGCUACCAAACUACCGAGAGAUCAACGAGUACAUGUACUACACCACCGGCUGUUUCUACUACGUCUCGGCAACAAUAAACCCGAUAUUGUACAACGUCAUGUCGGCCAAAUACCGCCGAGCGUUCAAGGAGACCCUGUGCGGCCGCCGGUCGCCGCUAGGUGUCAGCACCAGUACCACGGUGAUGGCGCUGUCCCGCCGCGCACGGGCCACCUCGGGGCCGUGCGCCGGCUCCGGAUCGAGCCCCCGCGCUCUCUCCUCGCCCUCCCUGAACGGCACUCUACCCGCCGGGCGGCGGGCGACCCUGCGCAUCAACGGCGUCAGUCAUGACGUCUCCAUGGAAACCAGGGUGUGA